ACAACAGGCCCCGAGGCCACCCCAGCAGCAGCAGAGGGGCAGACAGCAGGCUCGUGUUUAUGCCGUUGACCAAGCCGAGGCGGAUCAACACCCAGGUACUAUGUCUGGGAUGAUUAUGCUAAAUGAUAUUUCUGUUUUCGUCUUAUUUGAUACUGGAGCAACCCACUUUUUUAUAUCGCGACGAUGUCUUGACGCCAUUGGAGUACAUUCUAUUACCACUGUCGAUCCUCUCGAGGUGAGUUUAGCCUCGGGACGAAAGAUAGUGACUGAUGCUAAAGCUACUGAUCUCAGCCUUUCUAUCGGUGGUCGUAUCUUGCCUACCGACGCUUAUGUUCUCGAGAUGAGGGACUUUGACCUCAUUCUCGGUAUGGAUUGGCUAACGUAUUUUCAUGCAGAUAUUCGAUGCCAUGAUCGUGAGAUUACUCUUUAUCUUCCGGGAGAUGAUCAUAUUACUUUCUUUGGCACUAAGACUCGUUCUUUACCUCAU
Striga hermonthica is the source of this 487-nucleotide messenger RNA. The record is from the annotation of a GenBank genome assembly. NCBI's taxonomy places the organism in Eukaryota, Viridiplantae, Streptophyta, Magnoliopsida, Lamiales, Orobanchaceae.